This is a messenger RNA of Pocillopora damicornis (cauliflower coral), 1703 nucleotides long. RefSeq names its product isobutyryl-CoA dehydrogenase, mitochondrial. Gene Ontology annotation, molecular function: acyl-CoA dehydrogenase activity; flavin adenine dinucleotide binding. The record is from RefSeq and is a predicted model, not a curated record. Gene Ontology annotation, cellular component: mitochondrion. Gene Ontology annotation, biological process: lipid metabolic process. NCBI's taxonomy places the organism in Eukaryota, Metazoa, Cnidaria, Anthozoa, Scleractinia, Pocilloporidae.
GAGAUCGCCAGGUUCCUAAGCCAAAUAUGGCGAACAAUUUUAUUAAAGGAUCACGGAAUUUUGCUUCAUUGUUUUGCCUUGGAAUUCGGAAUCUUCCUAGAGUUACCACUCAAAAAUGGGUGGGUCAGACAGGAAAGACUACAUACCGAUGUAUGACAACGAUAGUAGAUCCAUCACUUGGACUUACAGAUGAUCAAAGGGAAUUUCAAAGAGUUGCCCUAGAGUUUGCUAAGAAUGAACUUGCUCCUGAAAUGCAAAAGUGGGACCAGGAGGAAACAUUUCCUGUGGAUGUGUUAAAGAGACUGGCUGGACUGGGAUUUGGAGCUAUUUAUGCAAAGGAAGAUCAUGGAGGCAGUGGAUUGUCCAGAUUAGAAGCAUCUGUAAUAUUUGAGGCUCUUUCCACUGGAUGUGUCAGCACAACAGCCUAUCUCAGCAUCCACAAUAUGGUUGCUUGGAUGAUUGAUGAGUUUGGUUCAGAAGAACUCAGAGAAAGAUUUGUUCCUGAAUUAGCUUCCAUGCAGAAAUUUGGAUCUUAUUGCUUAACAGAACCUGGAAGUGGAAGUGAUGCUGCCUCAUUGUCAACAACAGCCAAAAGAGAUGGAGACCACUACAUUCUGAAUGGGUCAAAGGCAUUCAUCAGUGGUGGAGGAGAUAAUGAUGUCUACAUAGUCAUGGUCAGAACUGGAGAACAAGGUCCUAAAGGAAUUUCAUCAGUCAUUGUUGAGAAAGGAACACCAGGAUUGAGUUUUGGCAAGAAAGAAAGGAAAGUUGGAUGGAAUUCCCAGCCAACAAGAGCAGUAAUCUUUGAGGACUGUAGAGUUCCAGUUUCUAACAUAGUUGGAUAUGAAGGACAGGGAUUUAGUAUUGCCAUGCAUGGACUAAAUGGGGGUCGCAUCAAUAUUGCAUCAUGCUCACUAGGAGCAGCUCAAGCAUCCAUUGUACAAGCAGUUGAACAUGCCAAAGUACGGAAACAGUUUGACAGACCACUUGCUGAAAAUCAGAAUACUCAGUUCAAAUUAGCAGACAUGGCAACCUCACUGGUGACUUCACGGUUAAUUGUACGUCAGGCUGCUCGUGCUUUGGACAAUAAGUCACCAGAGGCUCCCACUCUGUGUUCCAUGGCAAAAUUAUUUGCUACAGAUCAUUGCUUUCAGAUUUGUAAUGAAGCUCUCCAGAUUCACGGAGGGUAUGGUUACCUUAAGGACUACCCUGUUCAACAGUACAUGAGAGACUGUAGAGUUCAUCAGAUUCUAGAAGGAACCAAUGAAGUGAUGCGACUAAUAAUUUCCAGAAAUCUUCUGCAAAGCAGCUGACAGAUGUUUUUUACUCUCCUUCCUAAAUAUUGAAUAAUUCAUAAAAAUUUUAAAUUUGCAAUCUUCUUUUGUUACACUGGGUUCUGAAUGACAAUUUUUAAGAACUCAACAUGUAGCCAUCUUUUCUCACAUUUAUAUGGUGUAUUUUAGGGUGUAUUUUCAAAAUGAAUGGAUCUCAUUUGAAAAAAAUCCAUAUUUAUUAAAAAUUAAAUCUCAUCAAGCCACAUGCAUUUUUAAGUUUAUCUUUAUUUAAUAAUCACAAUUAUCUAUUAAAAUUACAGUAUUUACUAAUCUGCAUAAAAAUGUAUUUUGAUGGGACGACUAGAGGUUGUUGUCAUUGACAUGCAGGGCUGCAGUAAAGGUCAUUAAAUAAAUAUUAAUUCUGGUUUA